Salvia splendens (bonfire salvia) is the source of this 1314-nucleotide messenger RNA. RefSeq lists its product as uncharacterized. The record is from RefSeq and is a predicted model, not a curated record. Lineage: Eukaryota; Viridiplantae; Streptophyta; Magnoliopsida; Lamiales; Lamiaceae. Bases 1 to 1209 code for a protein of 402 amino acids. The transcript is spliced from 7 exons.
AUGAUUAGAACAAGUGCAAGCUACGGCAAAAAGGCCCACGAGCAACUGAAAGAGAAGAAGUUGAGAGAUCGCGUUUAUGAUGUUCCACCGGAUUAUCCAACCAGAGUGGCAUCAACUCCGUUGCACACGGAGGAGGAAAGCAUCAAUCGCUUGACACCUAACAAGCUAUCCGAGAGCAUCAUGAAGUGUCUCAUCUUCAUCUACAUGAGACUGCUCCGGACUUCCAGACUCAUGGAGCUCGAGAAGUCCGGCUCCAUUGCUCGUUCCACAAACUUCUCCCUCAGCUUUAGGGCAGAGACCAACUCAAACUCGAAGAAUGUCCUAACGCUGCACAAGGACUCGAGGCAGCAAGAUCCUUAUGGAAUCUUCAAUUCAGAGGCGUCUGUGCCGAGGGAUAUUGGCCCGUACAAGAACUUGGUUAGAUUCACAUCCAGCUCCAUGGACUUAAAAUGCAUCCAGAAUUCAAGCUCAGUCCCUUUGUUUCAGAAAUUGAAGGUGAUGAUGGAUGGGCUACAGAAGGUGGAUUUGAGGUUCAUGAGUCAUCAACAGAAGCUGGCGGUUUGGAUCAACAUGUACAAUGCUUGUAUAAUGCAUGGAUAUCUGCAGUAUGGUGUUCCAUCUGUUCUUAAUCAUGACAGCCUGCUAAACCUGAUCAACAAGGCGACUCUCAACGUAGCUGGAAACACAAUAAACGCUCCAGCAAUCGAACGUUUCAUUUUGAGAAAGCCACAAGAAUCAUUCGUCAAAGAGAUUCUUGGCAAGGAGAAUGAGAGCAAAGAGAUGAUCGUGGGCGACCUCUACGGGCUCGAAACGCCGGAUCCCAACAUCAUCUUCGCCUUGUGCUGCGGCACACGCUCUUCUCCGGCUGUAAUUAACCAUCUCAAAACACCAGUGAAGAUAUACACGGCGGAGGGCGUGACGGCUGAGCUGGAGCGGUCGAAACAGGAAUAUCUGCAGGCGGCGAUAAUGGUGAGCGGCGGCGCGAAGAAGAUCGCUCUUCCCGAUCUUCUGCUGACGAACAUGACCGACUUCGCGGCCGACAAGGAGUCGUUGAUGGAUUGGGUGUGCCAGCAGCUGCCCACGUCGGGUGCUUUGAGGAAAUCAAUCGUCGAUUGCUUCAGAAGCUUCCACGGCGGGAAGGGGGCGGCGGCGGCGGUUGUGGAGAAGAUAGCUUAUGAAUUCGAGUUUCAGUAUUUGUUGGUUGUAUGAAGAGAUAACUGUGCCUUGUACAUAUUUUGCUUUUUUUUUCCUUGCAAAUAUGUGUAUACUGAAAAUGUGAGAUGAGAUGCUAUUUAUUCCAUAAUAUUGUCGAUA